AUGGCUUCAAACCCCAAGCAAAAGACAGCAAUUGUCGUUGGAGCAGGAGUAGGCGGCAUAGCAACAGCAGCACGCCUCGCAUCUGCCGGUUUCUCCGUAACAGUCCUGGAAAAGAAUUCCUUCACCGGCGGCCGUUGCAGUCUCCUCACCCACGGAGGAUACCGCUUCGACCAGGGCCCAUCCCUUCUCCUCCUCCCCGGCCUCUUCGCCGAAACCUUCGCGGACCUCAAUACCUCUCUUUCCGCAGAAGGUGUUGAGCUUCUAAAAUGCGAUCCGAAUUAUAAUAUGUGGUUCGGGGACGGGGAGAAGUUUGAGUUGAGCAGCGAUACGGCGGUUAUGAAGCGUGAGAUUGAAAAAUGGGAGGGGAAGGAUGGGUUCGAACGGUAUUUGUCUUGGCUUGCGGAGGCACAUAGGCAUUAUGAGAUUAGUGUGAGAGAGGUUUUACACAAAAACUUCACCUCGAUCUUUAAUCUCCUCAGACCAAGCUUUCUUAGACAUCUGUUUGCCCUGCAUCCGUUUGAGAGUAUCUACUCGAGGGCAAGCAAGUACUUUUUCACGGAGAGGUUGAGAAGAGUCUUUACGUUUGGGAGUAUGUAUAUGGGCAUGUCACCGUUUGAUGCUCCAGGCACAUAUUCGCUGCUUCAAUAUACGGAGCUCGCAGAGGGCAUUUGGUAUCCGGUUGGUGGCUUCCACGCCGUUGUCUCAGCUCUCGUCCGGAUAUGCGAGCGCCUAGGAGUUGACAUCCGGCUCAGCACGCCAGUCUCCCGCAUUCUCACGUCUCCGGAUGGGAAAACAGCAACCGGAGUCCUCACAGAAGCCGGGGAUACUCUCACAGCAGACGUCGUAAUAAUCAAUGCCGACCUGGUCUACGCGUACAACAACCUCCUCGCGCCAACACCCCAUUCUCGCUCUCUCCAAACACGCCAGGGCUCUUGCAGCAGUAUAUCCUUCUACUGGUCUCUAUCCCGAAAAGUCCCAGAGCUAAGCACGCAUAACAUUUUCCUCGCAGACGAGUAUCGGGAAUCGUUUGAUGCUAUUUUCGACCGGCAGAGUAUACCGCGAGAGCCAAGUUUCUACGUCAACGUACCAUCGCGUGUCGAUCCAAGCGCUGCGCCAGAGGGCAAGGAUUCCAUCGUUGUAUUGGUCCCCGUCGGACAUCUCUUAAACUCCUCGUCCUCCACCACCACCUCCUCUUCCAAAGGUCUGCCCAAAGAAGAACUCAACUGGCCCGCCCUAAUCGCCUCAACGCGCGCCUCGGUCCUAUCCGUCAUUCAAUCACGCACCCAUUGCGAUGCUCUCGCGCCCCUCAUCACGCACGAAAUUGUCAAUGAUCCGAUCACAUGGGAAGAUACAUUUAACCUCGACAAAGGGUCGAUUCUAGGCUUGAGUCACUCUUUCUUCAACGUCUUGGCUUUCCGGCCAAGCACAAGGGCUAGGGGGUUAAAGGGGUGUUAUUUCGUGGGGGCUAGUACGCAUCCUGGGACGGGGGUCCCAAUUGUGCUUGCGGGAGCCAAGGUUACGACGGAGCAGAUCUUGAGGGAUUUGGGGAUGGUAAUUCCGUGGACUGGAAUGGGAGGGGUGGAGGGCAAGGGAAAAGAGAAGGGGGAGAUAGAUCGGGUGAGGAGGAAUGGUGGGUUGAUUAGCGAUUUUGGGAUUUGGGUAUUAGCUAUUGUGGUGUUGGUGAUGAGCAUGCUUUAUGUCAAUUCAGGCUUGCUUGUUACUUGGGAUUGGGAUCGGAAGAGGGGGUGGGGAAGUGGGAGGCUUGAAGGGGCCGGGCUUGGGAUGAGAUAA
This is a messenger RNA of Lachnellula hyalina, 1791 nucleotides long. Its product is annotated as Phytoene desaturase. Gene Ontology annotation, biological process: carotenoid biosynthetic process. Gene Ontology annotation, molecular function: oxidoreductase activity. The transcript has 2 exons. The record is from RefSeq and is a predicted model, not a curated record. Bases 1 to 1791 code for a protein of 596 amino acids. NCBI's taxonomy places the organism in Eukaryota, Fungi, Ascomycota, Leotiomycetes, Helotiales, Lachnaceae.